Gopherus flavomarginatus (Mexican gopher tortoise) is the source of this 6597-nucleotide messenger RNA. RefSeq names its product ribosomal protein S6 kinase A6 (gene RPS6KA6). Gene Ontology annotation, biological process: protein phosphorylation. Gene Ontology annotation, molecular function: magnesium ion binding; ribosomal protein S6 kinase activity; ATP binding. Lineage: Eukaryota; Metazoa; Chordata; Testudines; Testudinidae. The record is from RefSeq and is a predicted model, not a curated record. The transcript is spliced from 22 exons. Bases 153 to 2393 code for a protein of 746 amino acids.
CGCCGCCGCGCUCUAUGGGCCAGCGGAGGGGACCCGCCGGCUCGGCAGCGCGCUGCCCUUGAGGCCGCAGAAGCAGCAGCCGCCGCCGCGGAGCCGGGACAUGAGCAGCGGCUGCGAGCGGCGGCGGCUCCCCGGCUAGCGGGCGCGAGGACAUGGUGCCGUUCGCCCCGCUGGAGGACGCGGAGGAGCCGGAGCCCUGCCACAAAAUGGAGCUGUGCAUGAGUGGCGGCGAGCUGAAUGGUCUUAAAAUGGUGGAUGAGCCCAUGGAAGAAGGAGAACCAUAUUCUUACAAUGAUGAAGGAAAUGUGAAAGAAAUUCCUAUUACCCACCAUGUGAAAGAAGGGUGUGAGAAAGCAGAUCCCGCACAGUUUGAACUACUUAAGGUUCUUGGUCAGGGUUCAUUUGGAAAGGUUUUUCUUGUGAGGAAAAUAAUUGGUCCUGAUGCUGGGCAGCUUUAUGCAAUGAAAGUGUUGAAAAAAGCUUCUCUAAAAGUACGAGAUAGAGUUCGUACAAAGAUGGAGAGAGAUAUAUUAGUAGAAGUAAAUCAUCCAUUUAUCGUCAAACUGCACUAUGCCUUUCAGACCGAAGGAAAGCUAUAUUUAAUAUUGGAUUUUCUCAGGGGAGGAGAUGUAUUCACACGAUUAUCCAAAGAGGUUAUGUUUACAGAGGAAGAUGUGAAAUUCUACCUCGCAGAACUGGCCCUUGCUUUGGAUCAUCUACACAGCUUGGGGAUUGUAUACAGGGAUCUGAAGCCAGAAAACAUUUUGCUUGAUGAAGCAGGACAUAUCAAGUUAACAGACUUCGGACUCAGCAAAGAAUCAGUAGAUCAAGAAAAGAAGGCCUACUCUUUCUGUGGUACUGUAGAAUACAUGGCACCUGAAGUAGUAAACAGGCGAGGCCACAACCAGAGUGCUGAUUGGUGGUCAUUUGGUGUUCUUAUGUUUGAAAUGCUUACUGGUACGCUGCCAUUUCAAGGUAAAGAUCGAAAUGAAACUAUGAAUAUGAUACUAAAAGCAAAGCUUGGAAUGCCACAGUUCCUUAGCCCUGAAGCGCAAAGCCUUCUAAGGAUGUUGUUUAAAAGGAACCCAUCAAACAGAUUAGGAGCUGGUUCAGAUGGAGUUGAAGAAAUCAAGAGACAUCCUUUUUUUUCAACAGUUGAUUGGAAUAAACUGUUCAGAAGAGAAAUUCAGCCCCCAUUUAAACCUGCUUCUGGUAAGCCAGAAGAUACCUUCUGUUUUGAUCCAGAAUUCACAGCAAAAACCCCAAAAGAUUCUCCAGGAGUUCCACCUAGUGCUAAUGCGCAUCAGCUGUUCAAAGGAUUUAGCUUUGUUGCAACUACUGCCAUAGAAGAUCAUAAAAUUUCACCCCUCACCAAUAUAUUGCCAAUAGUACAGCAACUUCAUGGAAACAGUGCACAGUUCACUGAUGUGUAUGAGCUGAAGGAGGAUAUUGGUGUUGGCUCCUACUCUGUUUGCAAGAGAUGUGUGCACAUAGCUACCAAUAUGGAGUUUGCCGUGAAGAUAAUUGACAAAAGUAAGAGAGAUCCCUCAGAAGAAAUUGAGAUUUUGAUGCGCUAUGGACAGCACCCUAAUAUUAUUACUUUAAAAGAUGUGUAUGAUGAUGGCAGAUAUAUUUACCUGGUCACUGAAUUGAUGAAGGGAGGAGAGCUGCUUGAUCGGAUUCUCAGACAAAAGUAUUUCUCAGAGCGGGAGGCUAGUGCUGUAUUGUACACUAUAACUAAAACAGUUGACUACCUUCAUUGUCAAGGAGUAGUGCAUCGAGACCUUAAGCCAAGUAAUAUUUUAUAUAUGGAUGACUCAAACAAUGCUGACUCUAUCAGGAUUUGUGAUUUUGGAUUUGCAAAACAACUUCGAGGGGAGAAUGGACUUCUUUUAACUCCUUGCUACACUGCCAAUUUUGUAGCACCAGAGGUUCUCAUGAGACAGGGAUAUGAUGCUGCUUGUGAUAUCUGGAGCUUGGGUGUUCUUCUUUACACCAUGCUGGCAGGCUAUACUCCUUUUGCCAAUGGUCCCAAUGAUACUCCUGAGGAAAUCCUGUUACGAAUAGGCAGUGGAAAAUUCUCUUUAAGUGGAGGCAACUGGGACACUGUUUCAGAUGCAGCAAAGGACUUGCUAUCCCAUAUGCUUCAUGUAGAUCCACAUCAGCGAUAUACAGCAGAGCAAGUAUUAAAACACUCGUGGAUAGCCUGCAGGGACCAGUUGCCUCAUUAUCAGCUAAACAGACAAGAUGCACCACAUCUAGUUAAGGGGGCCAUGGCUGCCACAUAUUCUGCACUGAAUCACAAGACAUUUCAGCCAGUCUUAGAACCUGUCGCAGCUUCAAGUUUAGCUCAACGACGGAGCAUGAAAAAGCUAACUUCAACAGACUUAUAGAUCCACUGGGGCAUCUUAGCCAAACUGGAGCAAAGGAAAAUCCAAUAAGUGGCUCUAUAUUUGCCUGACCUGUGAUCAAAAGACAUAUAUGGUUUCCUGCUACACUACUUGAAUUCUGUAAAAGUCCUUUUUUAAAAGAAAAAAAUCCACAGGUUCAGGGGGAUUCACACUGUGUUGUUUUACAGGUGGUGUCCAUGUUUAUUUAACUUAAACAUCAGGGUACGUCACAAAGAUCAUAAGGUAUUUCCAUACACUGUCCUUUCAGAGAUUUGUUACAAAUAUUCUUUGCAUACUGUAUAGUUUUGCUGGGUUCAUGAAGUGGUUUAGGGGACCAUUACCAAUAACCAAGUUGUACGUAAAAAGUGUCACAGUGUCGGUAUUUUUACCAUCAAACCUAUUUGUAAAAAAUCCACAAGUUCUUACUUAAAUUACUUUGUAAUUGGGCACUUACCAAUGGACUCGAUUCAUUUAACUCAUUGAUGCUAGAAGACAAACUGAUCACCUUAUUGUGCCAGUGCAAAAUGCAUUAGUGUUAAUACGGGAGUUCUACACUUGCCUGGUGCCAAGAAUUAAAAAGGUUUGUGUACAAAUAUUAAAAAAUGGGGUGCAUCUGAGACAUUGCACUUCAUCCAUAAAAUUAAAAUGAUCACUUGUGAACCAAACAACUGGAUAACAAGUGACCUUGUUUAGGGAAUGGGUGUGUCUAAUGUAUAUUUCUGUCUAUAGCAGUGGUGGGCCCACACCGCUUCCUGCAGCUCCCAUUGGCUGGAAACGGUGAACCACGGCACUGGGAGCUGUGGGCAGCCGCGCCUGCAGACAGUCAAUGUAAACUGUCUCAUGGCCCGCCAGCGGAUUACCCUGACAGGCCACAUGUGGGCCGCAGAUUGCCCACCACUGGUCAAUUGUCAUAAGCUUGGGGAAACACCCGCUAUUUUCAACAUAAGAUUUUACUGUGUCCUGUACUGAGCUAUGAAAAUGAUUAUAUUAUAAGUCUUCAAGAGUGAGAGCCUGAAUAGUAUUGGUACUACUUUAGAUAGGACAUGUGAUAGUAGUCCAAGUAGUCCAUAUGCUUUUAGUUAUCUUCUCUGUCCUUCUGUAACUUGACUGAAUUAUGCCUUCCUAUUCCAUGAGGAACAUAGGGACUUCACCACUGCCUGCCAUCUUUUGACACUCUCUUGCUGCAGUCUUAACUCUUCCUGUAUCAUUUUGAUAGCUUUCUAUUGUGUGUUUCCAUGUUAUGCUUGGUCUACCUUCUUGCCUUUUGCCCUUGGGGUUCCAGUCCAACUCCUGUCUUAUGUUCUUUUGGUCUUUCCUCCAUGUAUGUUCUAGUCAUCUUCAUUUUCGUUCCAUAGUUUCCUGACAUAUCAGUAUAUCUUGUCGUCCUCCAGAGCUCGAUUCUCCCCGCCCCCCCCCCCCCCCCGCCCGCUAUCUGAUAUUAAGGAUUUGUUUCAGGCAGUUGUUUAUGAAAACUUGGAAUUUAGAUAGUAAAGUCUUAAGUGUCCAAGUUUCAGUGCCAUCUGUUAAGAAUGACUUCACAAUGUUGUUAAAUAUUUGAAAUUUUAUUUGAAGGGCAAGAUUUCUGUUUCUUCAGAUCAGCUUUAGAGUUAUGAAGGCAUGUCUGGUUUUCGCUAUUUUGACUUUAAUGUCUGUCCUACCUGUUGUACUUGAUAUGUGAAAUAUUGGACCGAUUCUAUGUCAGGCCCAGAAAGUGUUGGUGUUUCUUGUUGUGUAUUGAUUUUCAACCCUACUAAUUGUGCAUAUGCCCAAAGAUCGUUUGUUUCAGCUUGCAUGCCUCUCUGAGCAUAGGAUAGCAAGUUGAUGUCACCUGCAAAGUCUAGAUCGUAUAACUUUUGUGUGAAACUCCAUCGUAAGACCACAGAACAAUCAAGUGGCAUUCUCAUUACCCAGUGUGCUACCAGUGAAAAGGUCCUGGGUGACAUAAGGCUGCUGGCAGUAAACUCAAAUGGUUUCACUUGCUGUAAUAUAUUACUGGCAGGUCAUAUUUUCACAGAAACUCUGUGUGAUCACAAAUUUCUGAGGGAUUCCAUAGUGGCACAGCAACUUCCAUAAAGCUGUUUUGUCCACUGUAUCAAAGGCUGUCCAUCAGUACCUGGCUAUCCCUCUGUACGUAGACUAUAUUGCUGUUCCUUUGGCAAUCUUUUCUAUUGAAGAGAAGUAUAUUCAAUGUUAGCUUAUCCUGGAUUGUUAGGUAAACUGACAUUUCAUUGUAGCAUAUUUGGCACAUAGUUUAUUAGUUUUAUUUAUUUAAAUGUAUGUAAUUGCUCCUAUGUCCCUUGGCACAUGUACAAAUAUUACAAAAGAUAAAUGCAAAGACUCAUGACCCUGUUAAAAACCCUCUCCUUGGCUAACCACAGGUGAAAUCUGGGAAAAUAAGUAAGCCUUGAAAUGUGCCAUUAAAGUCAGUAGUACAGGAUUUUGACCAAAGAGGGUGAGUAGGUUCCACGGUUGUGGACCUCACUGAAAAUAUCCUGCUGUCCUCUCACUCUCUAUUUGAAUGUCUGGGCAUUUAGUUAAGUGCCUCAGCUGACCUGAACUACUUUGGUAUAUAUCACAGAGAGAGAGAGAGUGUGUUAAUCUGUAGUACUGCCAGGUCCUAAAUGAUUUUAGAUUUUUCUAAAUAAAACCAACACUUUGAAUUGCACCUAGGAGUGAACUAGAACCUCAUGCAAUUCUCAGAGGAUAUGAUCAAAGAAAGCAUUUCAUGAAGCUUUAGAUGCUACUACACAAUUGUUCUGAUAUAGUAGCGUGAUAAACAUUUUAAAUAUUAGGAAAGUAUACUAGUGAUCUACUGCUAAAUUUGAACACAUUGAGAAUCAUUAUGACCAAAAAUCAAUUAUUGUCCUGACUUGUCUGCUAUCAUUGAAUUUCUAAUGCCAUAAUGUUUUUAUAGCAGAUCAUAAAAUGUUAAUCUGAGGCGAGGGGGAGACUUUGCAUACUGAGAUAAUACAAUGCUGUGAAGGCUUUUGCGGGGAUUCUGGAACAGCAAAAGUAGCAGUAACUCAUCCUAAAAUGUGGAGGUGACUCGCUGCUUUUUUUGUUGUCAUUGGGAGUACUGUAGAUGUGCAAGAGGUAGGAAUUGCCUUACUGAACAAUUAAGUAUUUUAAAUUGGGAUGCUUAUAGUAUGGGAUUUAAUAAAUAUGAAGAACAUGUGUAUGCUAGUGUGUCAUGCCUGCUACUCAGUUUCUUGGGUAUAAUAGGGUGUUGGAAAUAUUAGGGCCCAUUUGUACCUAAUUUGAGGUACCUGUUUGAAAUGCUUGAAAAGUAACAAAGAACACAGCUGCCACAUGGGAAAAGUACUACUUAGAAAGAAUUCUGCAUCUUGCGUGUUCUAUGCUUUUUUCAUUACUAGAGACCUUUGCGUGCAAUUAAGUGUACACCUCUCCCUGUUUCCCACCUAAUAUUGUAAUAUUAAAAACUAUUUCUAUCAAAAUUGAGAUCACAAAAAAUCAGACUCUGGGUGGGGAACAGAGCAAAAAGCCCAUUUAAAAACAAAGGUCCAUUUGUAAUGUAGAUUUUAAUGUUAAAGUAAUAAAAAUGCGGGAAGGAGAACAUCUAAGAUGCUAAGCUUAAUUGUUUUCAAUUUUUUCCCUCAUAAAGUUGCAGCUGGUCUUUUUUGGUUUUAUUCAUGAGUGAUUUAGCAGUGUUUCAUUGGUAUUUUCACUUAACUUUUUCAGACCCACUGUGCAAUAAGCACCUUACAAGUAUUGUGCACUAAAUUGGUAAUAAGCAGGCCAAGAUACUUAGCAUGUAAUGGUGUCUUCCUGGAGUGGAGGUUAGGGCUGUAAAGAGGAAAAAUGUACAGAGACAUGCUGAUUGGUGAACACAGAAUUUAGUGUUCGUGAAUUUCUAAGUCAGUCCUGCAGUUUAGAUAAGAACAUCACGACGCUCCACUACAAGUGGCACUUCCUGAGCAGAAAUAAGGUUUCCUUGGCUGCACCAUUAGAGGGGUAAUCUUUUCACAGAGACAAACUGUGUAGACAACACCUUUGUUAUAUUUGACACAAAACACCAGGCCUACAUGGCAUGUCUAUUUCCACUUUUAUUUUGGGAAUAAGGCACACUUAUUGUAACUAGUGCAAACAAAAUCCUGUCUAGAUGCUUAAAAUUUCAUCAUGUCAAUCUUUCAGUUUCUGUGUUUAUUGCUGGAAUCCAGAAUAAAGUUUCACCUUCACAUUUCCAAAA